AUGGCUAACGAGGGAUUCGCGAAACCAUGGUUGGAGUUCGAAGAAGAGUUCGGCGAGCGCAUGCUCCUGAAGCCGCCGGUUUCGAAUAUGACUGAGCAAUUCAUGCGAUACGGUGGCCUCAUGGCUUCGAAAUACACCUUCCCCGCGCCCGACCCUUCCGUGAAGACCGAGGACACAGUCACCGACGACGGGACCAAAGUGCGCAUAUAUACACCUGACGGGUAUACCGGUGGUAAGCCAGUGUGCAUGUACUAUCAUGGUGGUGGCUGGGCUAUGGGAGAUGUCAAUGGCGACGACCCAUUCAGCAGAGCAAUUUCCAAAGCCGGUGGCAUAGUGGUUGUAUCUGUUGAAUAUGGCCUUGCGCCGGAGAACAAACAUCCUGGGCUGCUGGACGAGUGCUACAAGGCCUUGGUGUGGGCGUUAGCAAAUUCGAAGCGACUCAACACCGCUGAGGGCAGGUACCUCACCGCAGGAGUCUCCGCGGGAGGUCAACUGGCUUUCGCAACUGCGCUGCGAGGCCAGGACGAGAAGUCGGGCGAACUUGUUGGUGUUGUUGGAAUUAUACCUGCGACCGUCCAUCCAGAUGGUGUUCCCGAGGCACUCCGGGCUGGUUAUACAUCAAUGGAGGAGCAUGAUCAGCACACCAUCAACACUUCAGGGGCAAUGAGAGACUUUUGGGCUGCCUUCGGUGCACCACCAACAGAUAUAUACGGAUCGCCGCUCCUUCACCCAGGAACCAAACACCUGAAGAAGGUCUACCUGGCUGUUGCGGGCCAAGAUACAUUGAAAGAUGACGGCAUGCUUAUGAAGCGUUUGCUCGAUGAUGCGCAGGUACCUGUCAAACUCGACUACUACGAUGGCUAUCCACAUUUCUUCUUCGCCUGGCCUUCGCCCAAACUCGAUGAGCCGAGGAAGCAGUUCUAUGACAACCUGACUGAAGGAGUGAAGUACGUGUUAUCGGAGUAG
This is a messenger RNA of Alternaria ethzedia, 966 nucleotides long. RefSeq lists its product as uncharacterized. NCBI's taxonomy places the organism in Eukaryota, Fungi, Ascomycota, Dothideomycetes, Pleosporales, Pleosporaceae. Bases 1 to 966 code for a protein of 321 amino acids. The transcript has 3 exons. Gene Ontology annotation, molecular function: hydrolase activity. The record is from RefSeq and is a predicted model, not a curated record.